This is a messenger RNA of Magallana angulata, 7388 nucleotides long. RefSeq lists its product as uncharacterized. Gene Ontology annotation, biological process: DNA repair; telomere maintenance. The coding region runs from base 3916 to 4827 and encodes 303 amino acids. Gene Ontology annotation, molecular function: DNA helicase activity. The transcript is spliced from 4 exons. Lineage: Eukaryota; Metazoa; Mollusca; Bivalvia; Ostreida; Ostreidae. The record is from RefSeq and is a predicted model, not a curated record.
UUCUAGCGAUCGUCUGGAUUGGCAACCGUCCAAAUUCACGCUCUGCACCGCCUAGACGUUGUAAAUGCGCAGAGCAAAUAGUACUCUUGUAGGAGCUUUAAAUGUUUCAGGAUUAAAUUAUUUUGUCAAUUGACUUGUGAGAAAAUGCGGCUUUGUUGUGCUAGUUUUUAACAUUUAUUGCAAAACAUUCGUUUGCUUUAUUCACAUUAUUACCUAACGUCAUGUUUUUAAUAGUAUGAAAACAGCGGAAGAAUCUAGAAGUAGGGACUAUUUAUGGUAAUAAUGGCGUAAGGAUAUUAAAGUUGACUUAGUGUUAUUAAAGAUAAAAAUGUAAGCUUUUUACAUUAAAAUAAAACUUCUAAAUCUGAAUGAAUGCGAUAAACUGAUUAUGUUGUGAAAAAUUCACAUUUCUUGUCCAAUUUAAAUUAUACCGCUGACUAUUUUCUGCGAUAUGUGUUAAGCGACAUCACGUGACUGUCUGGAGAUAGCGUGUCUCGACGAAGCGAAGAAGAAGAAAAGUUUGCAGCUCUCUAGUUCUACCAAGUAAAUCAGUAAAGAUCCAUAUGCAUGUGCUGCAUACAUAGUGUCUUACAUAUCUAAAGGGCAGCGAGGUAUGUCAAACUUGCUUAGUAAUGCUUGUAGGGAAGCCAAAGAAUCUGAACAUGAUAUGCGCCAACAGGUACGUAAAGUAGGAAAUACUUUUUUAACACAUGUUGAGGUAGGAGCUCAGGAAGCUUGCUAUUUAGUCUUGCAAAUGCCAUUAAGAAGAUCAUCAAGAGAUGUAGUUUUUGUUGACACAAAUGCUGAAGAAGACAGAGUUGUUCUAAUGAAGCCUAUGUCCAUCUUAAAAGAACUUCCCAAAAACUCAACAUCGAUAGAGUCAGACAGCAAUAUCAAAAGAUAUCAACGUAGACCUUACACAAUGAAUAAAUAUUGCUUGGCAGACUUUGUAGCUCAUUUUAACAUUCAUUACCCUAAGAAAGGAAGUAAGAAUGAGCAAAACUUACAAUCAUCCACUGAAUCUGAAGAUUUGCCAGAAUCUCAUUAUGAGUUAGAUGCAGAAGAUGAUCCUAAGUCUUUUGAAAUAAAUGAAAAUGAUUUGACAGAAGAGCAUGUGUUCAAAGAUGGAUCUAUAAUGAGGAAAAGAAAUAAUGCAAAAGUUCUGUACUCUGUUGGUUUUAACAAAAACGAUGACAAAGAGAAUUUUUAUAGAGAACAGAUAAUGCUCUACUUGCCUUGGCGAAACUAUUCUGAUAUUUUAGGGGGUUAUAUUACUUACGAAGCAAGAUAUAAUGAUAAUUCUGAAGAAAUUGAAGUCAAAAGAAAAAAUUAUGUGUGUGCUCUGACUGAAAAUAUUGCUCAACUUGAAAGAGAAGUUCUUUCAUCAGAAGAUGAACCAACAGUUACAGAAUCUCAGCACCAAGAUGAAUGUGAUCUUGAAAGGGGAUCAAAUUUGUCAAAAGAAUUUGAAUGCUUUAAUCCAGGAAUCAACAAUGGGAAUAAUGACUAUGACCUAGCUUUAGAUUUAAAUAUUGGAAGAAAGCAAAUUGAUUUUCAAGAUGAUCAUGUUUCAAUAGAAAUGCCUGAUGCUGAAUUCCGUUCGAUGGUGCAAACAUUAAAUGUUAAACAAAAAGAGUUCUUUUAUCAUGUUUUGAACUGGAUAAAAACUGAACAAAAUCCCUUAUAUUGCUUUCUUAGUGGAGGUGCAGGUGUUGGUAAAAGUGUUUUACUAAGGGCACUUCAUCAAGCACUAAUUAAGUAUUUAAAUCACAAACCUGGAGAAAAUCCAGAUGAAGUAAAAGUAUUAAUCUGUGCUCCAACUGGGAAAGCAGCUUUUAAUGUUGGAGGAUGUACAAUUCAUUCUGCUUUUAAUAUUCCUGCAGAUCAAGGAUUUCAUUUUAAACCUUUAGAUAUGCAACAGCUAAGUACAUAUCAAACAAAAUUCAGAUGCUUGAAAGUAUUGUUUAUUGAUGAAAUUUCUAUGGUAGGUAAGAAAAUGUUCAAUUUUAUUAAUCAACGUUUGCAAGAAAUUAUGGGUUGUCUUGAACCUUUUGGAGGUGUCUCGGUCAUAGCAUUUGGCGAUUUGUUUCAAUUGAAACCAGUUAUGGAUCAAUGGAUCUUUUCUUCUCAGUGUAGCAGUGAAAAUAUUGCAUCAUUAGGACCAAAUCUUUGGGUUGAUCAUUUUCAAAUCUUUGAACUUGAACAAAUUAUGAGACAGAGAGAUGAUGUCAAAUUUGCUGAAAUUUUGAAUAGAUUGAGGGAAGGAAAUCAAGAUGAAGAAGAUAUAAAAACCCUUAAAGAACAAAUAUUGCAGAAUGAAAGUAACAUUACUAGAAAUUUGCCUCAUUUAUUUACAAGAAGGUGUGAUGUUCAGCAGUACAAUAAGGAAAUUUUCAGUCACAUAAAUGAGUCAAAUAAAACAAUUGUUGAAGCAUUUGACAGCGUAUCAGGUGAUUUGCCUAGCUCUAUGUGUGAAAAAGUUUUAUCAAAAUUACCAGAUGAUGCUUCAAAAACUAAAGGUCUUACAAAAUUUCUCUGUCUAGGAGAGGCAAUGCCUGCAGAAAUCUGUAUUAACAUUGAUGUUGCAGAUGGCAUGACUAACGGUACACCAUGUACCAUAAAGAAGUUGGAUUAUCGUGUACCAAAUUCAACUAGAUGUAGUAUUGUGUGGGUUGAGUUCUGCUCUUCAGACAUUGGGAAAAAAUGUAGAAAACAGUUUCAACAUUUAUAUGAAAGACACAUUUCGUUGUCAUGGACUCCAAUUUUAGAAAUAACAAGAAAGUUUAACUUCAAUUAUUAUAAGUCAUUUUGUAUAACUCGCCGCCAAUUUCCAUUGACUCUUGCUGCAGCAAAAACUGUGCACAAAGCUCAAGGUAGUACUUUAGAUGGUGCUGUGAUUGGACUUGGAAAGAAAAAAAUAGACCACUUGCAUUAUGUAGCUUUAAGUAGAGUUCAAAAAUUAUCAAAUGUUCAUUUACUAAACUUUGAUGAAAGCACCAUUAAAGUAUCAGAUUUUGUUGUUGAGGAAAUGAACAGACUAAGAACAACAGCAAAUGUGUUUGUGACAAUUCCUCUAUUGUAUAAUAUUGCAGGAAAUGUCUUGAAAAUUAUCUUUCACAAUUGUAGGUCAUUUAAAAAACAUUUUCAAGAUAUUAAAAAAGAUUAUAAUUUAUUAUCUGCUGACAUUUUUGCAUUUGCUGAAUCAUGCUUAAAUGCAAGUGACAGCAACUCCAGAUAUGAAUUGGAAGGUUUUGAAAUUUCACGAAAUGAUGACCAUUGUUGUAAUGAAAGACCAUACAAUGGAACAAUUGUGUACUCAAAAAUAAUGCCAAACCUUUUUCAGAAAAAAAAUAUAUUCAAUAUAGAAUUAACUCAGGGUUACAUUUUGCACGGUGAUUCACAAAUAAAUGUUUGUUUCAUUUAUUGUCCACCUAAGCUUGCAUCAAUGAGUCUUUAUAAAACAUUUUUUGCAUUUUUAGAUAAGGAAUUUGACUUUAAAAAACCUCACAUCAUUAUGGGUGAUUUUAAUUUAGAUUUCAACAAAAUUAAGGACUUGCCAGCCUUCCUUCAGUAUACUUAUUCACUUUAUCAACUUAUAACAAAAGCUACCACAAAUUACCAAACAACUUUAGAUCAUAUUUACACAAACAUUGAUAAAAGGCUCAUAAAUUCUAGUGGAGUAUUGGAGUCUUACUUUUCAGAUCAUAAACCUGUUUUCAUUUCCUUGAAUGAACUGUUGUAGAAAGGAAAUAUUCAUCUUAAAAUAAACCAGUGCUCAAAUAAUUAAAAGACCUACUUGUCCGAUCAAACAAACUUCAUGUUCAAAGUAAAAAUUAUUUUCUUUAUUUCAGUAUUAAUAUUACCAUCACUGUAGUUGCAGUAAAUAAUUUUUUUUGAAUUUGGUUAUCUUUAUAGAUGAAGACACUUCAUGAAAUCUUUGAAAGUGGAGGUCAGUCCAGUGCUCCAUACAACACUGCCUUAAAAGUUGUCGUUUGUGGAAUAGGACAGGUUGUGCAGUACAGAAAUGCCAGUGGCGAUCAAAGAGAAUCAGUGACGGUUGGAUUUGCUGACCAAUCUAUGGCAGCAAAGGGAACAUUGUAUGACAUGACAAAGAAAGACACCUUAAGAGUUGGGUCCACAGUCAUGCACAUGAACUCCAUAAUUAAAAAGGACAUGAAAACUAUUGUCAUCACCAACAAGUCAAAAGUCUUGAAGACAAGUCCACUGGAAGAUGUGCCAAGAGAGAGAAUUCAAGAAGGCCAUGCUUUGGCAUGUCCUUCUCCUGCCGAGACAGUUGAGAUCAAGGCAGUCCACACAUCCCCAGUUAAGACUCUCUUGACAAUCAGAGGGCAAAUAAUAUCAGAAGAAAUGGAGAGAACUGUUAAAGUAGGGGGUGUAGACACCUCUGUUCGUGCUCUAAGGGUGAAAGAUGAGUCUGCUGUUUGUAAAGUGACCUUGUGGAGGGAUUUCGCCAAGAGGAAAACCUCGGUAGGCAGCCAUAUCAAACUAACUGAUGUGGCCGUCCAACUUUUCAAUGAUGAAAAGUCUUUGUCAACAACCUCCCGCACAACGUUACAGGAAGUGGAAUCUCCAGAAGUUAACAAAACAAUGACAUUCAUAGCAUUUGAGUGGAUUGAUUCCGAAUUCUUGACAUUAACAGCUGACACAGAAGAUUUCCCAGAGUUUUCCAUCUCAAAGGAAACCUUAAAGAUUGCACUACAAUGUACAGAAACUGAAGAAGUUGAGGAAUGUUUACUGAGAAAACUUCCUCUUCGUGCAAACAUAAACUUUAAGGAACGAGAGAUUCUGCAAAUCACAGUGUGCUAAGUGAAUUGCAAAUUAUACAAGUAAAAAGUAUUGAUGCACAAAAAUUGAUGCAGAAAAAACAUUCUACUGAUUUUACCAUCAUUACUUUUACAUUUGCCACCAACUUUUUGUUUGAAAGGGUUUAUCUUUUUGCAUAAUAUUUUUACAAUACAUGUUCAAUUGUGCACGCUAUAGAGCUUUUGAAACAAACUUUACUUUGUUUUUACUUUUACAAUCAUCACUCUUAAGCAAUCUUAAUUAAUAAUUGAGCAACGUAUGAUUUAUUCGUUAUUUCCAUUUACUACAACAGAAUUGUUUUUUUUUUUAUAAAUAUUUGUUUUAACACACUAUAACAAAAAGUAUGUAUGCAUGUUCCAUACCAUUUUAUUGUAUUCACAAAGUAAUGAAAAAUUCUGAUGAAUAUACAAUUGCAAAUGUUUUUUAAACUACAAUGUAUUAAGAUCAGCUUAUUCAAAUACUCAAAAAUAAUUCAGCUCUAGUGUAGUAUUUCUAUUAUAUUUUUUUUUCUUUGGAGUAACUGUUAAAAUCAAGAAAUGUUUCAUUAGAAAACUCCCUCUUCAAGCAAACAUAAACUUUAACAAACAAGAGAUUCUGCAAAUCUUGGUGUGCUAAUCGAAUUGCAAGUUGUAAAAAUGAUAAGUGUAUUGAUACAUGAAAAUUGGUACAGAAAAACCUUCUACCAAUUCUACCAUCAUUACUUUUACAUUUGCCACCAACUUUGUGCUUGAGAGGGUUUACCUAGUUGUAUAAUAUUUUUACAAAAAAUGAAAAAUUCUGUUAGAUGUACAAUUGCAAACUUCAAUUUAAAUCUCUUUAAUGCUAUUAAGGUCAACUUAUAUGAAUACUAAAGAAUAAUGCAUCUCUAGAGUGGUAUUUCUUCUUUUCUUUUUGUAAUAGUUAUUUCCAUUUGUAACUGUUAAUAGUUAUUUUUAUUUGUUUGUAAGUAGAUACUAGAAAUUGUUUGGAAAAAAUAAUUCCUGUUAGUACAUUUUAAAGUAUUAUUUUUUGUUUUGUCUGUAAUUUUCUUUUAUACUAGUCAUUGUUGAUCAGGUUGAUAUUUGUAUACGCUAUAUACACUAUGCAAGUCCCAAAAUGAGUUUUCCUGAAUAGAUCUGUUAUUAAUUGUCCCUGUUUAAAGAACUCUCAAUUGAUAUCUCUAAUCAUAAGCACAAUUCCUGAUACUCAGUUUUUUUUAAUAUCAUUCCAUUCCUUUAUUACUUUAUAAGGAUCACUGUUCGAUUUACAGACCUACACUUGUAUAUAAAUGCCUUUUGACCAAUCAAAAGACAUAUCCAGAUUCUCAGGAAGAAUUUACUAUUCCAUUGCAAUAAUAUCAUCAAGAUUACUGUUCUCUUAUAAAGGCCUAUUGACACAUCAUGAGCACAUGUCCAGAUACUCAGGAAUUAUUCAUUGCGAAGUGCCAUUUUUAUUAUACAUUGCCAACUAUUCCUGAUAUUUCAUGUAGUAGUUUUUUUAGUUUAUUACGAUUACACUUGAGUAAACUUUUGGGAAACAUUUCCUGUUUCUAUUUGUUACACUUCUUUUCAUUUUUUCAUACAAAUAUCAUUUUAGUCUGUAAGUCUGUGCAUACAAAUGAUAUUCCAUUCAAUAACGAAGCCCAAAGUGCCAUUUAUACAAGAAAUAACUUUAAAAACUUAUAUUACAAAAGAGUUAUUUUCUUCUGCUAAUGUUGUUUAUUCACUCUAAAAUAUAGGAUCGUUCUUGUUCACCAUAUACAGUAAUGUUUACAUCAUUUUUGAAAACUAAAUGUAGUUUUUUAUAUCAACAUUUAUAACAUGUCUCCUGUACGCAAACUAUUUGUUAUUGCAUUAACAUGCAUCACUGCCAAAUUAUAUUUAAAUAAAAGAAAUGUUUUUCCCUGUAUAUAAAUGUUUUUUGUGUUGUUUAUUAUGAUAAAUUUAUAUUUCACAAAUUUUGCAUGUAAAGAAUGUGGGAAACAGAAAUAGGACCAUAACACAAAAAGAGUGCUUGGAGGUGACAGUGACAUGUUCAUUAUGGACUUGGAAAUACAUAAUCUCGCAAGAUGCAAAACUCAAGGUCCCUUUUGUAGUUGUAGAGUGGCUCUCAGCCUCUGUCAUUGUUACGAACUUUACCUUUAGUAUGAAAUAGAAAUUUUUAGAUAUCCAGACUAAACAAGAUGUUAAAAUGUAAAUAUAAGCAUUAAAUCAUUGAUAACUUGAAAGAUACAGCUUUAUGACUGCAACAAUAUCUGCAUGCAAAUUUUCAUAACAUUAUAUUACGCAUAACUCAAUUUGCAUGCACACACCGCUUAAGUAAUGAGACUUCAUCUUCAAUAAGAAAAAUGAUUGCUUAAAUGUAAAAGAAGAGUUUAUAUUGUGUUCAAAUGAAUGAAUAAAAAACCAUUAUUUGCAUAGAUGACAUUUCAAUUCAAAAUAAUCAGCAUGUACAGUUUUAUGAUCUUAAUUUUAAAAGAAUAACAAUUUUUACACUUUCCAAAUCCAUUUCGACAAUAUCAACAUCUCAAUAAAACAUUACUCAUAACUGCUUCAAAAUAUGACUGUUUCAACUACCUUAAGCUU